This is a messenger RNA of Castor canadensis (American beaver), 2328 nucleotides long. Lineage: Eukaryota; Metazoa; Chordata; Mammalia; Rodentia; Castoridae. The record is from RefSeq and is a predicted model, not a curated record.
CUUAAGUAGCUGCGGGACAGUGCGAGGAAGGCAGGAGGUUGCAAGCCCGGCUGCGCUGACCCUUUGUGACCUGCACCCAGACCCACCGAUCCCCCAGACCGAGACUGCGCCAUGCGGGGCCGGAGCGUGGCUCUGUGGUUCUUCCUGUCCCUGCGCACCGUGCUCAGCGGGACGGAGGUGCGGUGGUGUACCAUCUCAGACCCCGAGCAGCAGAAGUGUAGUGACAUGAGCAAAGCUCUCCAGGAAGCGGGUGUCCAGCCCCUCCUCCUCUGCAUCCAGGGCACCUCUGCUGACCACUGCGUCCAGCUCAUCACGGCCCGGGAGGCUGACGCCAUCACACUGGAUGGAGGAGCCAUUUAUGAGGCGGGGAAGGAGCAGGGUCUGAAACCGGUGGUAGGCGAGGUGUAUGAUCAAGAGGUGGGGACUUCCUAUUAUGCUGUGGCUGUGGUGAGAAGGAACUCCAGUGUGACCAUCAACACCCUGAAAGGUGUGAAGUCUUGCCACACAGGCGUCAACCGGACAGUGGGCUGGAAUGUUCCUGUGGGCUACCUGGUGGAGAGUGGUCGUCUCUCGGUGAUGGGCUGUGACGUGCUCAAAGCUGUCAGUGACUACUUUGGGGGCAGCUGUGUGCCGGGGGCAGGAGAGACAAGUUACUCAGAGUCCCUGUGUCGCCUGUGCCGGGGUGACACCUCUGGGCAGGGGGUGUGUGACAAGAGCCCCUUGGAGCGGUACUAUGACUACAGCGGGGCCUUCCGGUGUCUGGCAGAAGAAGCAGGUGAUGUGGCCUUUGUGAAACACAGCACAGUGCUGGAGAACACAGAUGGGAAAACCCUGCCCUCCUGGGGCAAGGCACUGUUGUCACAGGACUUCCAGCUGCUAUGCAGGGAUGGCAGCCGAGCUGAUGUCACUGAGUGGAGGCAAUGUCACUUGGCCCGCGUGCCCGCCCAUGCUGUGAUGGUCCGGGCUGACAUGGACGGGAGCCUUAUGUUCAGGCUGCUCAAUGAAGGCCAGCGUCUGUUCAACCAUGAGGGCAGCAGUUUCCAGAUGUUCAGCUCUGAGGCCUAUGGCCAGAAGAACCUGCUGUUCAAGGACUCCACGUCAGAGCUCGUGCCCAUCGCCACGCAGACCUAUGAGGCCUGGCUGGGCCACGAGUACCUGCACGCCAUGAAGGGUCUGCUCUGUGACCCCAACCGUCUUCCCCACUACCUGCACUGGUGCGUGCUGUCCACACCAGAGAUCCAGAAGUGUGGAGACAUGGCUGUGGCCUUCAGUCGUCAGAGGCUCAAGCCAGAAAUCCAGUGUGUGUCAGCCGAGUCCCCCCAGCACUGCAUGGAGCAGAUCCAGGCUGGGCACAUCGACGCAGUGACCCUGAGGGGUGAGGACAUUUACACAGCAGGGAAGAUGUAUGGCCUGGUCCCAGCAGCUGGGGAGCUCUAUGCAGAGGAGGACAAGAGCAAUUCGUACUUUGUGGUGGCUGUGGUGAGGCGGGAUAGCUCCCAUGCUUUCACCUUGGAUGAGCUGCGUGGGAAGCGCUCCUGCCACCCGGGCUUUGGCAACCCCACAGGCUGGGACGUGCCCGUGGGCGCCCUCAUCCGGAGGGGCUUCAUCCGGCCCCAACACUGCGACGUCCUCACAGCUGUGAGCGAGUUCUUCAAUGCCAGCUGUGUGCCCGUGAACAACCCCAAGAACUACCCUUCCUCACUGUGUGCGCUCUGCGUGGGGGACGAGCAGGGCCGCAACCGGUGUGUGGGCAACAGCCAGGAGAGGUACUAUGGCUACAGCGGAGCCUUCAGGUGCCUGGUGGAGAAUGCAGGGGACGUUGCCUUUGUCAAGCACACAACUGUCUUUGACAACACAAACGGCCACAACCCUGAGCCCUGGGCUGCAGGCCUCAAGUGGAAGAACUACGAGCUGCUUUGCCCCAAUGGGGCACGGGCUGAGGUGAACCAGUUCAAAGCCUGCAACCUGGCACAGAUACCAUCCCACGCCAUUAUGGUGCGGCCAGACACCAACAUCUAUACUGUGUUUGGACUGUUGGACAAGGCCCAGGACGUGUUUGGAGAUGACCACAAUCAGAACGGGUUCAAAAUGUUCGACUCCUCCAAAUACCACAGCCAAGACCUGCUUUUCAAGGAUGCUACUGUCCGGGUGGUACCUGUCGGGGAGAAAACCACAUACCUCGACUGGCUGGGGCCUGACUAUGUGGCAGCUCUGGAGGGAAUGCUGUCUCAACAGUGCUCGGGAACAGCUCCCCCAGCCCCCCAGGCCACCCUGCUGCCAUUGCUCCUGCUGCCUCUGGCUGCCAGCCUCCUCCUGCAUAGCCUCUGA